Diaporthe citri is the source of this 1800-nucleotide messenger RNA. RefSeq lists its product as uncharacterized. NCBI's taxonomy places the organism in Eukaryota, Fungi, Ascomycota, Sordariomycetes, Diaporthales, Diaporthaceae. The transcript has a single exon. The record is from RefSeq and is a predicted model, not a curated record. Gene Ontology annotation, molecular function: 2 iron, 2 sulfur cluster binding; oxidoreductase activity; pyridoxal phosphate binding. The coding region runs from base 1 to 1800 and encodes 599 amino acids.
AUGCCCUCCCUUCAUCAGGGUCGUAUCGACCAACAGUCGUCAUGCGCUCCUCAACCUUUCACUGUUGUGGCUGUCUCGCGCUCGCGGGUAGUCAGUCAAAUGGUACAUUCCCAGCCAACCUUGACAGCGAUCGUCCGAUCUCCGUCCACUACACCGUUAAUUCUUACCCCCGAGUACGGCAUCGAGGGACACAAGUCUGCUGUACACGAUCCGCAGGUGUAUGCCUUUUUCUCAAAACAUUACGAUUACUGGACCGCACGUCUAAAUAUCGAGCGGUCUCAAUGGGACUGGGCCUUUUGGGGAGAGAAUUUGACACUAGAUGUGCCUGAAGGCAUCGACGAGAGCAACAUCAUGCUCGGGGAUCGUUGGGUGUUCUCGAGCCCUUCACACAAGGGAAAGAGGCAUGUGGACAGUACCGACGACGAACGUUUAGCAAUGGGAGACGAAUCGGUCGUCCUCGAAGUUUGCGGUGGGCGGAGCCCGUGUUCACGGCUCGCGUGGCGAUGUGGACAGCCGGCCAGCUGGCUGACUGAGGCUGCGAGGACAGGGUUCUGCGGCGUGUACCUGAAGGUCGUGGGCGGAGGCUCGACAUCCCCCGGCGACACGGUAACAGUCAUCACAACCAAGAGCAAACAGACUGCUCCUGUGGCGACCAUUGCCCAGUGUUUGUUUGCGCCGCUCACAGACCCCAACACCCGCAAAAUGGCGCAGCGCAUUCUGCGCGUGGAGGGCCUCCAGAACAUGAACAAGAAGACCGUUGCGCGCAGGCUGGCGAUGAUCGAGGAUGCCGAAGCAGCGGGGCGGAAUCGGUGGCGCGGAUGGCGGACGCUCAAGGUGACCAGGGUGGUUGAUGAGUGUCCGCUCGUAAAGUCAUUCCACCUCGCCCCAGUCGAUGACAAGCCCUUGGCAGAUUAUGUCCCAGGACAGUACCUCACGAUUAAGCUUCCAUCCGGCCAGAUUCGCUGCUGGUCCAUCUCUUCCUGGUCCCCCGCCACAACGACCUCAGUCCCGCCCUCCUACCGCAUCACAGUCAAGCGGGGACCAUCUGCCUCACUUUACCUUCACUCCGAAGUCCGUGCUGGUGACAUUAUCUUGGCACGCUCCCCGUCUGGAGCCUUUGUCCCUGAUUGGGCAAAAGGAACCCCAAGCCGACAGGUCUACAUCAGUGCUGGAAUCGGCGUGACACCGAUUCUAACCAUGCUCCAAGCUCAUCUUGCCCAUCCAACCUUGAGCAAGACACAAGCUGUCUUGAUCCACGUCAGCCGAAACAGUGAGGAGGAGGUCCCACUACUGAAAUCCGAGAUUGCGGCUUCUUCGUUCCUCCGUACGAUCACAUUCUACACUGCGCCGAUACCCGGCGUGGAUGUCAGAGGCAGAGACUACGAUCACGAGGGAAGGCCGACAUUUGAACAACUAGCCCCCAUAUUGGGAGAGUCGUACUACAUCGAUCCACUGGGAGUCACUCCGAUCGAGUUGCCAGGUCACGCGUCCAAUGCUUACAUAUGUGGAUCGCGGUCAUUCGUUGAGGAUAUGAGAACCUCCCUUGAACAGUGCAACGUCCCAACGAACGCCAUUCGUCAAGAAACCUUCACAUACGGGUCCCCCCCCUCUUCGGUGGGAAACGAAAUCUCAGGCACGGACGGCUUGGAUCUCCCUGACGAAGCGACUGUGCGAUUCCGGGGAAAUGAGGUCAGCUGGGAGAAGGGUGACGGUCUCUCGCUGCUGGAGCUCAUGGAGCAAGAGGGGAGAGGCGAAAAUCCUGAGUCAGCAUGUCGCGUGGGAGAAUGUGGGACUUGUUAG